AUGACUGAAGUGCGCGACAACAAGGAUCUUCGCAAGGACGAGUUCGAUGCGGUCCACGCCUACUUCAUCGGGCCCAAGGGCACGAACCUGCCUGACUUCCGCGCCAACAUCAACACCAUUCUCGAUGAACUCCUCGUAGCCCGUCAGAGCUAUUAUCCUGAAGACCAAGCCUUCAUAUCCAAGGAAUACCGACGCUCUCCGGUCUUCCAGAAAGCGCGCUCCGACCUCCGCCUAGCCACCGAAAAGGUCGCACAGCUUCUAGGCGAGCACUCGGCUCCCUUCUGGUCCCCGCGUUACGAGGCGCACAUGUGCACUGACUUGACCAUGUCGUCCCUGCUCGGGUACUUUAUGACCAUGCUGUACAACCCCAACAAUGUCGCGCUUGAGGCAAGUCCGAUGACGACGCUAGUGGAGCUGAGGGUUGGACAGCAGCUUUGCAAGCUGUUUGGGUACAAUACUGAUCCGCAGAAGAAUCCUCUUUCUUGGGGUCACAUCACUUGCGAUGGAACUAUUGCAAAUUUGGAGUCGAUUUGGGUCGCCCGAAACCUCAAGUUCUACCCUCUCAGUCUUUGUAUGGCAAUCCGUAGAGGCAAGCUUCAGUUCAUUGGCGACAGAUUCUAUGCAUCUUCAUGCUUCCACGCGCCAGCCAAGACCAAGUUUAAAGACCUUCAAGGAUGGGAUCUUGUCAACCUUCCCUCUGAGGUCAUCCUUGACUUGCCCGAUCAGCUGAACAAGCAAUUUGGUAUCACGAGCAAAUUUCUCGAGAGUGCCCUGAAUGAGUACAAUAUUCAGACUAUAGGACGCGAGCUCCUCGAGAAGGAGUUCAAUAUUAGCAACCCUAUCAAAUACUUUGUCAGCAAGACUCGACAUUACUCGUGGCCCAAGGGCGUCGCAAUUGCCGGCCUUGGCUCAGGUAACGUCGUCGGGGUAGACGUAAACAACGCCGCCCAAAUCGACAUCAAACUCCUUGAAGAACACCUCCACGAAUGCGUCACAUCAAGAACCCCAGUUUUCGCAGUCGUAGCCAUCAUUGGUUCUACCGAAGAAGGCGCCGUUGACAGGCUGACCGAGAUCCUCCGUCUGCGCAAGAUGUUCCAAGAGGAAUACGGCUUGUCUUUUCUGGUCCAUGCCGACGCUGCUUGGGGUGGUUACUUUGCUACCAUGGUCAACCCUGACAGACGUUACAGCGUCGAGGAGCAGUCUGGCGCAAAGCCCGAGCCAGAGUGGUACCUUGAUCCCAAGACGGUUGAAGAUAUCAAGGCUAUGGCCGAGGCCGAUUCUAUCACGGUUGAUCCCCACAAAGCGGGUUACAUCCCCUACCCCGCUGGAAGCUUGGUUAAGCCCGGUGCAUCGGCCAUGUCGGCAUGGUUCUCUAACCAGACCAUCGGUCUCAACCAUUGCGGCUAUGGCAAACUCCUUGGUGAAGCAACGUUCACCAGCGCAAGAGGUAACAAGAAGUUCCUCUCCACAUCCGUCAAGAACCAGCGUGAGAAGAUCCGUGAUCUCAUCGUCACCAAGACGGAUACCGAGAUCUUCGCAUCCAAAGAAGCUAUGAAGAUCAUCCGCGAUCUGGGUUCUGACACCAACAUCAAUUGUUUCGCCAUCAAUUGGAAGGAUGAAAAUGGUGUUUUGAACACGGAUCUUGAAGAAGCGAAUUAUCUCAUGAAGAGGGUCGUGGAUAAACUUUCUAUCACGUCACCUAACACGGAUCCUUCUACAAUCCCGAUCUAUCUUACGUCGACCCAAUUCCUCCCUGAAGACUAUGGUGCUUGUGCGCAUAAGUUCAUGGAGAGAAUGGGGGUUCAUAAAUCGGACCAGAGUCUGUUCGUCAUUCGAAACGUUGUUAUGAGUCCCUUCCCUACUAAGAGGGACUUCAUUUCUACUAUAAUGAAGGACUUGGAGAAAGUCAUUCGAGAUGAAGUCGAUGUUUGCAGAAAGAGGAACAAACCCGGUGAGAAGAACCUCCAGUUCCUUGUGCAGGGCUCGUCCGGCUCACCUGAAGUGUAUCUCGUGUUCCAAGCUUCCUUCCACAGCGUGACUCGACGACAGCAGGUCAUCAUUUCCGCUGAGCUUGACGAUACCCUCAAGGAGUUCUUCAAGAAGAGGUUGGAGGAAAGUCGCGAUACCAUUAUUAUGGUGGAGUCUGAGAAGAAGCUCUAUGUGAAGGACAUCAUCAAUGGUAUUCCCGACGGAUGCAAUAUGUCGGUGUUCAUGUUCGAAAAGGACUUGGGGCUGUACGAGAAGGAGAAGGGCGUGGUCAAACUCAAAUCUCUGGUUAAGAGUCGCCCACUAAACUCUAUCCAUCGCGACAUCGACUAUCCCGAUAAAUUCAUGCCGUUCUACCUCUACGGUUCAGACCAUGAGGCUCACGUAACCCACACUCUUGUCAAGUCUCCCAACAUUUCCCUCUCGGCUAGCUCCGUUUCUUUCAAUCCAGCUCUCCCUGCUCCCGUCACCUCUCUCCUCCCACAAGGUCUGAUUCUUGGUCUUGUCGAAAUUCCCGAGGCGUCCGUUCAGCCGUUUUCCGAGCAAAACAGCGAUCUCUCCGAGGAUUUCUUCUUUGCUCCAGGAAAGAAGUUCAAGGUGGCUAUCUACAAGGAUCCUAAGGAACCCACUGCCGAUGGUCCAGGGCUGUUGGAGAAUCUGGGUACAGCGCUGUUUGAAGCCGAGAUGACGCUGGGUGAGAAUGUCUUUGUUGAUGCAGAGGGGCCGAAUGAGGACAAAUUGAAGGACAUCAAGGUCGAGAGUGAUGAUUGGCAGAGAAAGUUGGAUGAGAUUGGUGCUGUCUUGGACGGAUCGCACGUCAACUGUAACUAG
Fusarium coffeatum is the source of this 2817-nucleotide messenger RNA. RefSeq lists its product as uncharacterized. The transcript is spliced from 7 exons. Gene Ontology annotation, biological process: carboxylic acid metabolic process. Gene Ontology annotation, molecular function: pyridoxal phosphate binding; carbon-carbon lyase activity. The coding region runs from base 1 to 2817 and encodes 938 amino acids. The record is from RefSeq and is a predicted model, not a curated record. Lineage: Eukaryota; Fungi; Ascomycota; Sordariomycetes; Hypocreales; Nectriaceae.